Molecule: messenger RNA, 1176 nt
Organism: Larimichthys crocea (large yellow croaker)
Lineage: Eukaryota; Metazoa; Chordata; Actinopteri; Sciaenidae
Product: stonustoxin subunit beta-like
Exons: 2
Coding region: 44-883 (279 amino acids)
Molecular function (GO): protein binding
Source: RefSeq, a predicted model, not a curated record
CGUUUUCACCUCCCUGAAGGGUGCUGACCCCUGCUUCGAUGCGAUGAACAACUACCUGGAUUCUCUUGAUUUAAGAAGUACCACUGAAGACCCAUGGUACUACUCGGAUGAAGUUUUAACCAAAAUGAGAGAAAAAGCAGAAGAGGUCCACAAUCUUGCCAAAGCACUGAAGAACAACCCCAGAGUCUGUUUCCUCAUAGCCUCGAUUGCAAAUGAGAAGUACACAGGAGCAACUAUCUACCAUUACAAGGACGGCAUCCUGGUCACUGAUGAUUUCACAAACCUAAACCUCCCUCCUGUGGAGGAGAUCACAGACAGGACAGAUCUGAUGUGGUAUGCCUGUGACCUCACCCUGGACCCAAACACUGCAAACGGGCACCUCAUUCUGUCUGAGGGAAACAAAAAGGCAACAUAUGGAUCAUGGCAGUACUAUCCUGAGCAUCCAGAGAGGUUUGAUAAACAACCUCAGGUGUUGUGCAGUCAGGGGUUAACUGGGCGUCAUUACUGGGAGGUAGAGUGGAGCAUUAGCUUCUAUGCAGAGAUUUACGUAGGUGCUGCAUACAAAUCACUUAAAAGAAAAGGAGACGGUUCACAGAGCUCACUUCGUGAUAGUGCCAUAUCAUGGGCUUUGCUCAAUUGGGCUUCAGAUACAAAGCACACACUUGAGCCAUGGCAUAAUGGGAAGUUGAAGGAACUUCCCUUUGGCUGCAGCAGAGUUGGGGUGUAUCUGGACUGGCCUGCUGGCACUCUGUCCUUUUACCAAGUCUCUUCUAACACACUGAGUCACCUGCACACCUUUCACACCACAUUCACUGAGCCUCUUCACCCAGGCUUCUCUGUUAGUUGGCAGUCCAAAUAUGCAUACCUGUGUCCAUUUGAAUAAGAGCAAUGACAAAAGAUUCUUGGUCUGUGCCCAGAGAUAAAAAGUUACAACAUUUGAUUGUGUUUCUCUUUUUUUAACUUUCAUUUGUUUUAUUUUGAUGAUCACAAUUAAAAAUCAGAAUCAUUGUUGUUACCCAAAGAUUUCUUAUUGUUUCUUUUUAUGUAUCAUUUAAUCAGCUCAUCAUUAUUAUAAUUAUCAUUAUAGUUUCUUUUAUGGGUGAGGCGGCUCUGUUUGGAAAGGUGUGACAGAUGAUGAGUCAGCAGGACUCACAGCCCGUAACCCCGCGUGGAGUU